Molecule: messenger RNA, 7872 nt
Organism: Carassius gibelio (silver crucian carp)
Lineage: Eukaryota; Metazoa; Chordata; Actinopteri; Cypriniformes; Cyprinidae
Product: plexin-B2
Exons: 37
Coding region: 461-6043 (1860 amino acids)
Biological process (GO): positive regulation of axonogenesis; regulation of GTPase activity; negative regulation of cell adhesion
Cellular component (GO): semaphorin receptor complex
Molecular function (GO): protein binding; semaphorin receptor activity
Source: RefSeq, a predicted model, not a curated record
CUCCAGAUGAAUCCUGUGCCUUCAUACAUCAGCUGUGGGAGAUUUUACUCACAGGGUUCGCUUCAGAGCUCAAUUCACACAGGUACUCGUGAGCACUUAUACUUCACGCGCACCUGGCGGCGUAUCUGAAGCUCAGCCUACAGGGCGUGGAAAAGCCCUGGAAUUGUUUUCGACGCUAGUUUCCCAACAUCGCCCAUACUUCAUCGGAUUCUCUAAGAAAGUGUACUUGCCUCCCUGGCUUUUCCCAAGGAAUACUCCUUCCCCCUACUACCUUCACCGAUCCACUAGGAAGACGAAUAAUGUAAAUCUUUCAUCGCGGUCGCUCUCUGGCAGUUUCCGAACAGAAAUCAGGAUUUGCCAUCGCUAGUUGUUUAUCAGAAAGUGUUUCUGCAGCAGCACUCAAGAGGAUCAGAGGAAACCGAAGAGGAGGAGGAGAGCAGAGAGAGGGGGAAAGUCCAAAAUGGCGUGGAGGACCCUGGCAGUUUUGUCACUGUUGCUGUAUUUUAGCUCGUCUUGCUGUGAUGAUUCUUUCACAUCUGAUACAGUCAUAAACAAUGUCGUUCAGGACCCUCAAACUGGACGAAUUUACCUGGGUGCCAUUAAUAACAUCUAUCAGCUGAACCAUGACCUGCAGAAGGAGAGCAGUGCUGCAACAGGCCCUAGGCCCGACAACCCACAAUGCACUCCACCAAUCACUGCACAGUGCACUGAUGCAAAGGAAAUGGACAAUAUCAACAAACUCCUACUGGUUAACUCCGCCAACGGCACUUUGAUCGUUUGCGGAAGCCUUUUCAGGGGCAUCUGUUCUUUGGUAAACCUCAACAGCGUGGACAAACAGGUGUACUACAGUGACACUAAAGGGGAGAAGACCUAUGUAGCCAGCACAGAGGAGUCUGUUACCGUAGUGGGAGCAAUUUCUUAUUUUAUAGAUCUUAAUACUAAUGCAAACCUCAGCGUGUUUCUGGUGGGGAAGGGCUAUGGUAGCUCGGACAGUUCAAAACUCAUCAGCACCCGAUUGCUGCAGGAGCAUGGAGAAAUGGAUGUCUUUGAGAACAUGGUUGAUGCUUCCACUGUGCAAGCUAGUCCUUUCGUCCAGCGUUACCUCCACGACUUUCGCCAUGCUUUCAAAGACGGCCGCUACAUCUACUUCUUGUUCUCGCGUACUCUGGGCACCAGCGACAACAGGAAGAUCACAUUUAUAGCACGCCUGUGUGUGGAUGACCAUCAUUAUUAUUCUUACACCGAACUUCAGCUCAACUGCUCUGUCAGCACUGAACAACGGAAGAUCACAUACAACAAGGUCCAAACGGCGUAUCUGGCCAAACCAGGAGAAAUUUUGACUGGGAAAAUACCUUCGAAUCCCGAUGAUAAGGUUCUGUUUGUGGUGUUCAGCACAGAUGAGAGCAGCGACGGUUCUGCCUUGUGCAUGUACCCGCUAAGCAGCAUUAACACCAGACUUGAGGAGGUGAUUGAGUCCUGCUACAUAGGAGAAGUUCUGGGGGACGGUAAACCAAAGACUGUUUAUUCCCCCUACAUCUCCAAGCCCGAGGCCAUCUGCAAGACCAAGAGAAGUAAGGAGAUGGUGAAGAAUUAUACAUGUGGUGCUGAGUUCCUGCCUGCUCCACUAGCCAGUAAACCUGAGUACGCUCUGGCUGUCGAACCCAUCUUCACCCGAAAUGACAUGUUGACAGCAGUGGCUGUGGCGGUGGAGAAUGAGCACACUGUGGCAUUUUUGGGAACCAGCGGAGCAGAUGUCUUAAAGGUGCAUCUUGACCCCAACCACGCUUACCUUUAUAACAGGAUUCCAGGGGAACGCACAGAUGGUGGGGUGAACAAAAACCUUUUUUUUAAUUCAACUUCGGAUAUCUUGUACAUCACCACUGGCAGAAAGAUCACCAAAGUGCCAGUGCAGGCCUGUGAGGAGAAGCAUGAUUGUCAGUCUUGCGUCUCCCAGCGGGAUCCCUAUUGUGGCUGGUGUGUGUUGGAAGGCCGUUGUACUAGGAAAAAGGAUUGUCGAAAUGGACAGAACGCCUGGUUGUGGAGUCCAAAUCAAACAUGUGUAACUAUUCAGUCCUUUGAGCCCCCCAACAUCAGCUGCAAGAAAACCAAGCCUACACAGGUGAUGAUUAACAUCGCCUCCAUGCCCAGUAUCAGCAGUUCUGAUUAUUUGAAACUUACAUGUGAGUUUGAUGUCUACAAAAGUAAGGCAACUAUGGAAGGCACAAGGGUCAUUUGUGAUCUCCCGAUCUCUGAGAACAUACCCCCCACACCCGAGACACAAGAUUUUGUAGCAGUGCCAGUGAAGAUCACAGUAAAUGACGGCAUUGAAGUAGCAUCUAGUGCGUUUGAGUUCUACAACUGCGCAGCCGUUGUGAAGAGAUUUGAGAAUACACCUUGCAUUGCAUGUGUGACCAGUAAGUGGGGCUGCCAAUGGAAUAUUCAGGAUCACACGUGCAGUGAUCGAGAUGACUCUGUCAAGGCUGAUCAUAUCAUCCAACACAUGCAGGAUGACAUGUGUCCUCAGUUUGAGAUCACUGAACUUCUGCUUAUUCCUGUUGGACUUAAAACCCCCAUCGAAUUUCAGGGCAAGAAUUUGGAUAAAUAUUUCGAAAAAUAUUCGGGGGAAAACUUUCAGAUUGGCUCUGAGCUCAUGAAACAGGUUGGCGAGGUGACUAGGGAACCUGAUGGGUCAAAGUACAGAUUUGAGGGAUUUGUGUUUGAAUAUGACAAAGAGCCAGAGGUGAAUGUGACGUUCUACAUAAAGGAUAAAAACACGGGCAGGAAGAUUGACAGCACCCUCAGAGUGGUGCUCUACAACUGUUCGGUUAGACGUGAGGACUGCAGUUUGUGUAAGAACACUGAUCAGAAGUAUAACUGCGUGUGGUGCGACAGCACAAAAUCCUGCAUCUACAAAAACCUGUGCGUUCAGGAGCUAGACCAGUGUCCUCCUCCAAAGAUCACUGACAUUUUUCCUCGGUAUGGGCCAAAGGAGGGACAGAUCUCGGUCACUAUAAAAGGCUCUAACUUGGGCAUCAAGCAGGAGGACAUUAAGAGUAUCACCGUAGCUGGAGUGCCAUGUACUCAUCAGCCGGAGAGAUACUCUGUCAGUACCAGUGUUGUGUGUGAGAUCGGACCUUUCCCCUCACCCCCUCCUACAGACCCCUCGUUCAGCGGAGUAGUGGAAGUGGAGGUGGAAGGAGGGAGAACAGGACAGUCGAAUGUUUCUUUCACUUACAGGGAUCCUGUCCCAAGUGCUGUGUCCCCCUCUAAAGGACCGGCUGCUGGAGGAACUGUCAUCACUAUCACGGGAAAGGACCUAGACACGGCUAGUAUAGAUGACAUCAGCAUUACAGUGGACAAAGUGCCGUGUAAAGUAUUGACAUUUGGCCAGGAGAUCACUUGCAUGACAGGCCCACAUGAAGGCAAGACUCCUUCAAAUAAGUUGACAGUUAUUGUAAAGUAUGGCAAGGUCACUUCAAAAGAAGUCAGCGGAUUCGUAUACUCAACCAAUCCCAAAGUUACUGAUUACGCCCCACGGGCCAGCUUUGUUUGCGGAGGUCGUAAGAUCAUAGUGACGGGAACUGGAUUUGAUCUGGUGCAGAGAGCCACCAUGCGAGUGCUGCCCUCUUCUGACGAGUUCAGUCAGAAGUCUAGCAAUGUGGAGUUUGUUGAAAAAUGUGUCAACAAGAGUGAAAACGUAUUAGAGUUCCUCUCUCCGGCUGUGAACAAGUCAUACAUAAACCAGUCCUUAAGAACGAUCAUCCAGCUGGACAACUUGGUGGAGAACUUGCCGGAGUUCGUUUACCAUCAAGACCCCUCUUUCGAUAAGUUUAAAGAUAAAGCCAUCACGGAAAACAGCAUCAUCAGCAUUAAUGGUAAAGGUUUAAAUAAAGCAAUGACUUUCAAAGAGGCCAAGGCAUUUGUGGGCAAUGUGCCAUGCACGGUGACAUUCCUGGAGGAUGAGAAGCUGUUCCUCGUGGCCCCUUCCAGCCCUCCGAAUUCCACCUCCAGACGCCAGCGCAGAGACACCAGCUCAGAGGCUAUGGAGCUGACGAUCAUUUUCGGAAAAGGAGAGUGGACUGUUGGCACUGUUCACUUUGAGAGGAAAUACGAGCUUCCUCUUUACAUCAUCAUUCCUUUGGUCCUCAUUCCCAUGGUCCUCUUUAUUGCAGUGUCGAUCUAUUGCUACAGGAGGAAAAGCCAGCAGGCUGAACGAGAAUACGAGAAGGUGAAAAAUCAGCUGGCGAAUUUAGAGGAGAGUGUCCGUGAUCGCUGUAAAAAAGAGUUCACAGAUCUUAUGAUAGAGAUGGAGGACCAAACUAGUGAUCUGAAUGAAGCUCGAAUCCCAUUCCUGGACUACAAGAACUACACCAACCGCGUUUUCUUCCUGCCCUCCAAAGAUGGAGCCAAUGAUGUCAUGAUCACUGGCAAGCUGGACAUCCCAGAAAACCGCAGAGCUAUUGUAGACCAGGCACUCAACCAGUUCUCCAAUCUCCUGAACAGCAAAACCUUCCUCAUCAAUUUCAUACGUACCCUGGAGGGCAGGCAGGAGUUCAGUGCCAGGAAUAAGGUUUACUUUGCUUCCUUGUUGACGGUGGCACUACAUGGCAAGCUGGAGUACUACACAGACAUCAUGAGAACUCUUCUGCUGGAGCUGAUGGAGGAAUACAUCCACAGCAAGAACCCUAAACUCAUGCUCCGCAGGUCUGAGACUGUUGUGGAGAGGAUGUUGUGUAACUGGAUGUCCAUAUGUCUCUACCAGUUCCUAAAGGACUCAGCCGGCGAGCCGCUCUAUAAGCUCUUUAAGGCCAUUAAACACCAGGUGGAAAAAGGUCCAGUUGAUGCCAAGAUGAAGAAAGCCAAAUACACGCUGAACGACACCGGACUUCUAGGGGAUGAUGUCGAGUACAGUGUUUUGACCCUGCAGGUGUUGGUUCACGGCGAAGGUCCGGACGUGACCCCUGUCAAAGUCCUGAACUGUGACAGCAUCUCCCAAGUGAAGGAGAAGAUCAUCGAACAGGUGUACAAGAAUCUGCCCUACUCCCAGAGACCCAUGGUGGACAGCGUCGCACUCGAGUGGCGCCCUGGCUCUACAGGCCAGAUCCUGUCCGAUCUGGAUUUGACAUCACAGAAAGAGGGAAGAUGGAAACGAAUCAACACCCUGGCCCAUUACAAUGUGAGGGAUGGAGCCACCCUGGUCUUGUCCCGAGUUCUGCACACCCAGCAGUCUUUUGACCAGAACCAAGACAAUCACGAAGAAAGAAAAUCUUUGCUGGAAGACGAUAAAGUAUUUCACCUGGUGAGACCGGCGGAUGAGUUGGAUGAAGUAAAAUCAAAGAGAGGGAGUAUGAAAGACAAGGCCACGACGAAAGCCAUCACUGAGAUCUACCUGACCAGACUCCUCUCUAUGAAGGGCACGCUGCAGCAGUUUGUGGAUGAUUUCUUCCGCAGUGUGUUGUCUUCCGGGACCGUGGUUCCUCCUGCUGUCAAGUAUUUCUUUGACUUCCUGGAUGAACAAGCACUAAAACAUGACAACGUUGAUGAUGAGACCAUCCACAUUUGGAAGACCAACAGUCUGCCUCUCCGGUUCUGGGUGAACAUUUUGAAAAACCCUCACUUCAUCUUUGACGUACAUGUGACUGAAGUGGUGGACGCCUCUCUGUCCGUCAUCGCCCAGACCUUCAUGGACGCCUGCACCAAGUCUGAGCACAAACUUACCCGGGAGUCUCCCAGCAACAAACUGCUUUAUGCCAAGGAAAUCUCCACUUACAAGAAGAUGGUUGAUGAUUAUUAUAAAGGCAUCCGUCAGAUGGUUCCAGUCAGUGACCAAGACAUGAACACACACCUUGCAGAAGUUUCACGUUCUCAUACAGAUAAGUUGAAUACCCAGGUUGCACUGCACCAGCUUUACCAGUAUGCCAGCAAGUACUACGAUGGGAUCAUCUCAUCGCUGGAGGACGAUCCUGCCGCCCAGAGCAAACAGCUGACCCUCAGACUGCAGCAGAUCGCCGCCGCAUUGGAGAAUAAAGUGACUGACCUUUAGUGCCGAGGAGCCCAGACUCAAGAAGGGAGAUGGAAGUGCUACUAAAUCCAAGACAGAGCUCAAUUUAAUGGGCUCAAAAAUAAGAACAGGCCUUCUGGAGGACUCUGGUUUUUGGAGCCUCUGCUCCAUAAAGUAAAAGAUGAAGCAAGGAGGAACACAGACUAAUUGCAGACCCUUCCUCUCCUAACGGCUUUCGGCUCUGCUCAGAGGGACCAAUAUAAUAUACUCUGACCUGAGGGGAACAUCACAACCGUUGAGGAGAGCGAAAACUCACUAUGGUACUUCUCAGAUCUGCACCUGCACAAUGAAAACCCAGCAUUUAUUUUUGUGUUCUGCUAUGCCAAUAAUCAGAUGUUCAGUAUAUUCUUCCUGUGUAGAUUAAUUAAAAUAGUAUUAUAUGUAAAUAUAUUUUUACACUCGAGGCUGCAAGAGGCUUAAGACAAAAGAGAUGGAUUAAUGUUUCUGUGGAAGCCAUUGUUUUUUUUUUGUGUGUGUGUAUUUUAAGUGCCACUCUCAUUCCUGUGCAGUGCUGAUGUCACAUCCUGUGGGUUCUUUGAUGUCGUUGGCUCACGGUUCAGUUUGUGGUAUCACUAUCGGUUUGUACAGGUGUUUGUGAUGCUGAUGUCCGAGCCAGGGCUUCUUUUGUCCCUCCCGAUUUUUUUUUUUUUUUUAGCUUAUUUAUCAGUGAUUGCGUAUAGUAAUGUCAUCAAGUCCAAUUCUAAUUUAGCCACGGUACAAAAGAGCAGACUAUGAUUUCUGAGCAGUUGUCCACGUCUCAGAAACACAGCGAAAGAGCAUUUGAUCCAUGACACACAGACACUCAGAACAAAGGCCACGGAAGCUUUUAUCUCCCUUUGCUUUGGUGCCUGAUCCACCAGUUGAGUUUUUAUGUUUUGUACCAUCUUUGCUUUUAUGUAUGUGCACUUUGACACAUGGCUUGCCUUAUUUUAUGACAAAGUUAUGAUUUUGUAUUUUAAAUUAACAAUAUUUGAUUUGAUCAAGGAAGUUUGUAUUGCUGGUUGCCUUUCUUAAGAAGUUACAUGAAUGGUAGAGAAUUUUCUUGAAUGUUAUAAUGAAAUACGAACACGAUUUUGCCUUAACAGCAAUAGUUUGGACUGAGAGCGACUCAUUUGCUUAUUAAAUCAUGAUAUCCUAGAAUUUAAAUUUUGUUUAUUGGUACUAUUUUUUUUUUUUUUUUUUUCUUUUUUUUUUUUUUAAUGUUAUAUUUUUAUUUAGAGUUCACCAAAGUUUAAAUAAAUAUUUUGCAGCUGUCCACAACCACCUAAAGCUUCUGUUGUUUUAUAUUUAUCAAAUGAAUAAGUCUAAAGUUUAAUUUAAUUACUGAAAAAGCUAUAAUGGUAAGGCAGCUGAUGGUAAGUCGUCUAAUAUGUAAAUGGUACAGUUUUCCUACCUGUAUGUUCUGACUCAAAUGUGCCAAACACUUCACACUCUUAAUGACAGAAGGGUACUGAGGACAAUAUUGUUUCUUCAUGAACUUCACUAGUGUGACUUGUGUUGCCUUUGGUAGGUGGUGACAAAGUCACACUGCAGCCAAUUAGAGGCUGGCACCGCCCAUUCUGAGCAUGAUGGACAGCAGGAAAUGCCUUUGAACUGUAAAUAUAGACCAACUGCCAACAUUUCAUAUUCUUCUCUACUUUUUCUCGCUCUUCCUGCCAGUUCUUCUGUGUUGUCUAGCUAUGACCUUGUCAGUGGCUUAUUGUAAAACUUCUUUUUUGCCUUUCCUUACCAGGUAGUGCCUUAAAAAUAUGAGUAAUAAUGAUCAAUUGUGUGGUGAUUGUAUCUGCAUUAAAAUUGCAAUAGGGUCCUUA